UAUAUUAUAAUAUAUACAUAAGCGUAAAUGCGCAGCGGUGUGCGUGUGACUAGCUCUAGAACUAUAGCCCGUCGCUCUACCUGUGGCUAUUGUUCUAGAGCUAGCGUGUGGUGUGACCAUACUCUGCCUUUGGUCUGUCAUUCAUCAACUAAAAUGUAGAGUUUUAAAUCAGAUUGCAACUUUUAGUAGGGGGUAUCCCACUAGAUGCUAUUUAGGGGGGAGACUGACCCCCCUCUUCCUCCUACCCCCUGGCGAAAACCCUGAAAGUGAAAUGUCGUAUAAUGGUGAGACAAACGGGUUUGCUACAUUAUUAUUAACACUUAUUUAUAUAUUUAUAAUAGGUGCAGAUUCGACAUACACGGACAGUGAUUCAUCGUUGCCGGUACCGUCGACUUCUGGCUUGCGUUCGACAAUUACAGAUAAACAGUCGGUCAUUAACCAUAUCAAAGCAUGUAGUCAUCAAGAUCUCGCCGACAUAGCUAAAGCAAUUGGUGAAUGUGCUUCCAACGCUGUGUGGGAUGACUCGGUGACGAAAGUCGGGCAGCACAGAGAUUACGACAAAUUGUGCAAUACUGAUUUGGAGCAUCUCUAUAGUCAGAGAGACACUGUGCUGACAUCCUUCAUUGAUGGAAUAACCACACACAGCAAAGAAUUGGAAACAGAUUCAAGACAGCUCUACUCCAAAGUACGCGCGGCUGAUUGUGUUUACAAGGCUCGAAACCGUAAAUACAUUUCGGAAGUAGGGUUUGCGGAAACAGUUCUGUUGUAUUCUGUCACCAACAGUCGCAUUGGAUGUGACCUUGGAACGUAUGGUGCAUCAGGAAGUUACUGGACCAUUAGGGACUGGCUCAGUACGCAAAACACUCAACCUAUACCAUGUCCUCCUGGUGACAUUUACGUUGUCUUUGACAAUGAACAGAUAGUGGGCAAAUCGUGGCAUGUGCGUGCUUUCCAAAAACAAGCAGUUAGUGUAGUGACAUCACUAAUAUACAUAACGUUUCCUGUUGAUUGUGGAUAUCAAACCGAAGCUUCACUCCGACCACAGCAAUACAUCCCGAAAUCAGUUCUACGUGCAGAUGUUGAAACUGCUCUACACAUAAAAGAACGACAAAGAAAAGAACUUGCUUGUGGAGAACUCUACCGCUACACUGCAACAAGAAUCACAAAAGUCUGGCAUGAACAAUUUGCAGGCGUGUCCACAUGGAAAGACGACAUCGAUGUAAUGCUAGCAAAGCAGGAACAAGCAAAAUAUACAAAAUUUUGCCCGAAAUGUCACAAGCAGUACAAACAAUCUAAGCGAACAUGCGACAACCCAGGGUGCAAGGAGAAACUGCAUGUAAUGGCACAAGAAGAGCCUCACACGUCACAAAAGCAUUUCAAACAUAAAGAAUGUUAUGUAAAGGUUUCUCGUCAAGAACAUGCUGGACAGCUGUCAGCAAGCACAGUGAUGACAGAUGAAAUAAACGUACAUCAACAUGUACCUCAUUUUCACCCACAACCGCCGCCCAAAGUAGUUGUAGCUGAUCCGGUUAUGUGUAACCCUAACUCAUUCCAAUCCUUGCUAAACGUGUUGCGAACAAUUGGGUCUAGAUGUGGCAUCAAGAGGUAUGGUACAGGAAGCAGAGAGUGGAUUACCGUGUACAUGGAUGGCCUUCCAUACUACAUUAUCAUAAAUCUGAUAUUCAACACGUUAUACUGCACUGAGUGUGAGGUUGGAUUUUUCCCCCAAGAAGAUUUCACAAAACAUUGCAGUGAAAAACAUGAAAACAAAGAAAUUCCAAGAAUGCAGGAAUUUGAUUGGGUCGUGCCUCGAAUUGGCCCUGGCCACUAUGAAAUGAACAUGAAGAAGGCCUUUGUUGAAUUGAACUGGGACGUGUUUUUUGAUGAGCUUGCAAAAUGUAUGGGAUUUAAAUCACCAGCAGCCCUGAAGUAUGCAAAGAGUUGCCAUGACAACCACAAGACAUGGGACUUUUUAAACAUUGCCAGAGAUGCAAUAACAGAUGAGCUAGUUCGUCCAUACGUUUUAGAUUGCUUGACUUCGCAUAAGGCUCCAACAGUUGAGGACUAUAUAAGCAACUAUAUUUGUCAUUCAGUGAAAGACCCAAAGUACCAAUAUAUGUUCGAACAAUUAACCUACUUACAAGCCAUAUUUAACUACAGAGGUGGAAUUCGCAGAAACAAUGCUGAUUAUCUUCUGUGUGGAAAGCAAGAAUUCUCGCCGAUUUUCUUCACACGAAAUCACCCGAAAUACCAACUAAUAGAUGUCACGGAUUCCUAUCACCGAAGUUUGUAUCCAGAUAGUGUGAAUAACCAACUUGAGCUAGCCGAGUCAAUUUCGACAAGUGGAGAUGUUUACGCCGGCGAGGGACCGGAUUUCGUUCUUGAGGUGGUUAACAAGAAUGCUAAAAAAUUCAUUUCAAGAGGAGUGCCUGGUCCUGAGGACUGGUUGCUAGUAUUCCGGAACCAUGACUCACUGUGUGAGCUGAGAAGUGCUGCACUGGAAAGAAUGGGUACACCACAUCCCAAGAGAGAGAGAGCGAUGGAGGGUCUUGAUUUCCGACCUGAAUACAGGGAAAUCAGUAAAGUGUAUUCGAUCCUGCCGAAGUCGAUAAGAUGGCUGUUUCUGACAGCAACAGAUGAGUUACAGCAAUCCAUUUUUGAUAUUUUGAACAUUCAUCCGGAUGAGGUCCAAACCAUUGCAGCUGUUCCAGACAGGAUUGCUAGAAACACAGUUAAAGCUACCGACACGUCCGUUUGUGUAUUGCGUGAAUAUUUAAAAGAAAAAGCAAUAGACACGGACUUUGUUGACAUGCAGGCGCUCGAACUCUGCAAUGUUCUUCGGAAGUUUUAUGUGGAAAUGAGGAAGAAAGACGGUGAGAAAUACCAACGUAGUUCUCUCUUUAGUAUCCGGCAUGGUAUCAACCGAUACCUUUCGAGUGUCGGUUGUAACAUGGAUAUAGUGCAUGGCGCUGAAUUUACUGAAUGCAACAAAGUGUUUGAUGCUGCAACGAAACAACUCAAGCGUGAGGUUGGUGGAAUUGUGCAUCAUCCCCCAAUUGACGAUGCCGACCUGCAUAAAAUGUACCAGUACUUUGCAUUGGAGGAUAACGUUAAACUGCAGCAAAAGGUUUUCGUCGACCUGAUGUUAUAUUUUGGGAGACGGGGUAGAGAGAACAUUCACGAACUUAAAGUUGACGACUUUGCUGUUACACAGGAUGGAGAUGGCCGCCUGUACUUGCACAUGGUUCGUGAUGAGGUCACCAAAAAUCACCAGGAUGACCCGAAUUCUGCCGAGGGAAGGAUGUACGCCAAACCUGGUGAGUUUUACAUGAAACUUCUGUUUAUUUCAUGCUUUUUAAAUUUUUAAAGUGUUGAAUUCAACUUUAAACAUUAAUUUCUGAAUCUGUUUACUUUUACUCAGUUAAUGUGAAAAUAUAAAUUUAUAAAGUUACAUUAUACUGUACUGUUUAUAUACCGUAUGUCAAUGUCACCAAUUGUAUUGUCAUAUAUUUAAAAACAACCAAUAUCGAGAUAUCAAAGCUGAUCAAAUUGUCUGUGUUCAUUAUCCUUCAAAUCACACUUUAACUUUAAGAAUAAAUUUAUUGAAAAUAAUAUACCAACUUAUAGAAAUUUUCUAUAUUUUGUUUGAUUUGCAGAUGACGUUAAUUGUCCAGUCAAGUCUUUUGUGAUGUACAAGCGACAUUUGAACCCGAAAUGUGCACGUCUAUUCCAGCAAGUCUCCAAAAAA
Molecule: messenger RNA, 3748 nt
Organism: Priapulus caudatus
Lineage: Eukaryota; Metazoa; Priapulida; Priapulimorpha; Priapulimorphida; Priapulidae
Source: RefSeq, a predicted model, not a curated record